GCUACAGCCUCACUUUUACUCGUCGGUCAACCGUUGGAAGCGCUGGAAGUGCUGCGUAUCAUUUCGUUAGUCGGUUGCAUAUAGGUUUUGUUAUCUCUGAUUCCUCCACUUACUCGCGUGAGGGCACAAACGCGAGACUCGUACUUCGUGGGUGCGGGAGCCGAUUCGUGAUCCACGCUGGCGACGACAGCCUACAAGGAUUACGCGGACGGUCAAAGACGCGCAACAGUCAACAGCUCAGGUGGUUCAGAAUCGUGCUGAACUUCAAACGAAACGGUUCGGGCGGAAUUUACCUUGCAGUGAGGUGUACGUGUUUGCUAGGAAAACAGUAGAACAACAACAUCAUGUCGAACAUCAGUGCAUUCUAUCGCGACAAGGUCGUAUUCGUAACCGGUGGAACUGGAUUUAUAGGGAAAAUUGUGGUGGAAAAGUUGCUACGAACAAGUGGUGUGAAGGAAAUCAUUCUACUGGUGCGCGAAAAGAAAAAUACCCUGCCAGAGCAGAGAAUACGAGAAUUAUGUUCGUCUCCAGUAUUCGACAAACUUUCGAUCAGGUCACCGGAGUACAAGGACCGAAUAAAGGUUGUGGAAGGCAGCCUCGAAAAGGAAGGCCUCGGUUUAUCACCGGAGAGUGCACAGUACCUACAGGAACGGGUGAAUGUAAUCCUACACAUUGCUGCCACCGUCAAAUUCGAUGAGGAAAUCGUGAAGUCGAUUACACUCAACCUGGGUGGAACGAGGGAAGCACUGGAGAUCGGCAAAGGUUGCAAGAGUUUACAGAGUUUUAUCUACGUUUCCACGGCCUAUUCACACAGCUAUCGGGAUCACAUCGAGGAGCAUAUUUAUUCAUUGGAUGUCGACCCAGAAAAGAUUCUAGCGAACAUGGAUGACGAGAAAAUGAGAGCGGAAGUUUACAAGUAUUCGCUCAAGUGGCCCAACACUUACACCUUCACGAAGGCACUGGCGGAGGUCAUUUGUCAAAACUAUCGUCAGUUCUUCCCGGUGGCGGUGGUCCGACCAUCCUGCGUAAUGCCCGCGCUGGAUGAACCCAUACCCGGUUGGUGUGACAGUAUAUAUGGAUCUAACGGAACAUUCAUCGGAUGGUACUAUGGAUUGAUUCGGACGAGCCAAAUCGACCCACAAGUGCAGAUCGAUACUGUUCCGGUGGAUUACGUUUGCAACACGAUACUAGCCGUAGGAUGGAAAACGUUUGUCACAAAAGAUCAGGAGAAAGAGCUACUCAUAUAUAAUUGCACUAGUUCCACGGAUAAUCCUCUAACAUUUGAUGAACGACGUCGCGAAUGUGAAAAGGUUAUUAGAAAGUACCCACUGGAGACCGGACUCUACCGACCGAUCACGGUAUGUACCACUAGUGAAACGAUGUUCCGGGUGUAUUCGCUUUUCCUACACUACCUGCCAGCGUUCGUAAUGGAUACAGCGUUAAGGCUUCGCGGGGAAAAGCCGAAACUAGUGAGCACAUACCAAAAAUUAGACAAAGUUGUUGAAACGGUCAAAAAGUUCGCGUUCACCACCUUUCUAUUCGACAACCAGAACAUGCGGGAGUUGUACAUUCAAAUGAACUCGACGGAUCAUCGACACUAUCCAUGCGACAAUCGGACCUACAGCUGGCGGCUAUAUUUUGAGCGUAUCAUCCCAGGCUUGAAAAAGAAUUUCUUCAAGGAGGACCUCAACAACGUCGAGAGAGCUCGUCAGAUUCUGCGAAACAAGGAGCUGGCCGUUAAUAGCGUGCUAGCGAUAGUUUUCGGACUAAUAAUGCUUCAAUUAUUGUGUUUGAUGUAA
This is a messenger RNA of Wyeomyia smithii (pitcher-plant mosquito), 1799 nucleotides long. RefSeq names its product fatty acyl-CoA reductase 1-like. Gene Ontology annotation, molecular function: alcohol-forming very long-chain fatty acyl-CoA reductase (NADP+) activity. The coding region runs from base 345 to 1799 and encodes 484 amino acids. The record is from RefSeq and is a predicted model, not a curated record. The transcript has 8 exons. Gene Ontology annotation, biological process: long-chain fatty-acyl-CoA metabolic process. Gene Ontology annotation, cellular component: peroxisome. NCBI's taxonomy places the organism in Eukaryota, Metazoa, Arthropoda, Insecta, Diptera, Culicidae.